GAUUCCCCUUGAUUCUCGAACGUGCCAGCGCGUUGGCGGUGAUGAUGAUGGGUGAAGUGCGUAUGUGUGUAUGAGAGAGCGUGCUGUGUGUGUGAGAAAGAGAGCAAGAGGAGGAGGAGGAGGGCGGAUGCGGGGGUUCAGUUUAAAUAGGCAGCCUACUAUUGGACUGUCGAGAGGCACGCACGCUAUUGCAGAGGCGAUGCGUCUACUGGGCUGUUAUAUUACGCUGGAGAACUGACAAGGAGCGCUGUCAAACCACCGAACCACCGCUGGGAGAAGGGGGAAAUAUACGCGCUAACAUCAGUGAGGUCCAAGAGGCACCAUUUUACGUCUUUAAUCUUUGUGUGAAAUGAUAACGUUACAAUGGUUAAUACGUGUUCUUGGGGGGCCGUGUGUGUUUUUGGAUACUGAAGGAGAACAUGGAAGCGAUGUGUAUUUUCUCACGAGGCAGUCGACGUCCUCAUUACGCACUGCGAUUUAAAUAGUCCAUCAUCCUGUGUGACAUUUACGCGGAUCGAGAUCACGACUUACAAACACACUGGCCAGCAUCUGAUCCAGUGCUCCCGAGAGUUUACCUGCCUCUGAAGCAGCUAGAGCGAUGCUUCAGCAGAACAACAACAACAACUACCCGUGUCUGGACCGCGCCAUCCUCCAGGACAGCGGGAAGAGCGGCGUGCCGUUCGCCAGCCCCCUCGAGUUCGGCGACAUGUCUCUAAUCAAGACCCUGAGGGCGUGGGCCAGGAGCGGGAUGAGCGCCAAGGCCAGAGGCGGCUCGGCCCCGUUACAUCAUCACCUCGCCAAGUCGUGCCAACAAAGCAGCGGGUCGGGUCAGGGUCCAGGGGCGCCCCUGACUGGCAGGACGGGCCAUGCGAGAGUGGCGGGGGGCGGACAAGCAGGCCUGGGUGCGCUGGUCACGGUGGCGACCCUGAAGGCCUCGGAGGGGGGGCGACAGACGCAGACGCGAUGCCUGCUACUGAAGGCCGAGGGCCGCAACUACGUGUGUGCGGUCAGUGGUGCCAACCGGGGCGGCCCCGCAGGCCAGGCACCUCCGUCACGCGCCACCCUGGUAGGCAGCUGGCUGCGAGAGACCGUAGUAGGGUCAAAAGAGGUUUCUGGAGCAAAGAGCACGUCUCAGAAUGGACAGUGUGACGGAGAGGUGUUUCGAGUGAAGCCCAGGCCAGCGAAGAAGUGGCGGAAGCUGAGCAACUCCGCCGCCUCGUUCGCAGCGGGCGCCGAGACGGCUCCAGGCGGGCAGGAGCACGAUAGCAGCAUUCAAAAGCUGGAUGAAAGCCAGCAAAAGCAGCGGCAGGACGGAGCCAAAAGCAACUGUGCGAGCGCACGGCUGAACGUUCACGGGAGAAAACAAACCCGAGGCUCGGCACAGCGGGGGAACAGCAGGACUAAAGAGAGGAGAGGGCCCGCGAGGCCUGUGUCCAGACAGAACAGUUUACACGACACCGCCGUGCUGGCGAAGGAGAACGUGGACCUCAUUAACGUCCCCUGUGCCGAGCACUGCUCCCGAAGAGUAAAAGCCGACCCGAAGAAGACCUGGAGUGACUGCACCACUGGAUCUGAGUCUAAAGAGGUGGCCAACAGAGAUGUCACUGAGCCCAGUCUCCAAAUCAGCCAUUUUAAAGAGCCCCCUAACAGAGAGGAGGAAAACACCUCUCUUCACAACAGCUUAGGAGAGGUUGAGGAAGAGACCAUUAAGUCCCCAGAUAGAACUGGAGACACAGUGUGUAGUGUGAAGGAAAAAGAUCAGACAACAAAGCUGAGAGAUACAGAUCCAGCUGAGGAGGUUCUGUCCAGUAGAUGGGUAGACAGGAACCUCAGCCCAGAGAGACGCUGUUGCACUGAGUUGGGCCUAGAUAAACAACACUGCUGUUGUAAGGACUUAGACACAGAUUUCACAAACAGUAAAGACCUGCCUGAGCCAGGGCUCAUAGAUAAAUCAGAAGAAGAAAUAGUGGAUCUUAAUAGGCUGUCCUUGACAGAUAUAAAGCCCCCUUAUGGACAUCUGUGUGCGGAAAGGGACUCUGAACGAGGAGACGAGCUAGAUGGCAGAGUUGAGAAUCACCCCGAAUCAAAUCUCCUCAGCGCGUCUCCUCAGACGGAGAAGGAAGGGGCACCACAGGGGUUGGUGAACGUGGAGGCCAGAUCUGGGCAGAAUCCAGAUGAGGCUCACGCAGCAGAGGAUCAUGGGAAGGAGGGACAGCUCUCAGCAAGAGCUCUCAGAACCUUUCCACUUGCCAAGGAAGGAGGAGGAGGAGGAGGAGGAGGAGAAGGAAGCGGUGAGGAACAGAGGGACUCGGGGAUUAGAUCAACCGAUAACAAUCUCCCUUGGACAUGCCACUCCUGCUGUUACAGCCCCUGCCGCCGCCGCCGCCACCACUGCGGCUUCUGCUGUCGCACAUGCUCACCCUAA
This is a messenger RNA of Clupea harengus (Atlantic herring), 2425 nucleotides long. RefSeq lists its product as uncharacterized. The record is from RefSeq and is a predicted model, not a curated record. The coding region runs from base 599 to 2425 and encodes 608 amino acids. The transcript is spliced from 3 exons. Lineage: Eukaryota; Metazoa; Chordata; Actinopteri; Clupeiformes; Clupeidae.